AUGGAGGCGUGCAAGGCUGUGGCAAGUCCUGUAGAUGUCAGCUCUCGACUGAUGUCAAGCAACACUGCGAGCAAGAUCGAUGUUCCAUUCCGUGAAGCUGUUAGUGCUUUGAUGCAUCUGACAACUACAAGACGACCGGAUAUCGCCUACGCUGUGAGCUUUGUGUCGCGCUUCAUGGAGAAUCUCCAGGAAGAACACUGGGUUGCGGUCAAGCGCAUCUUUCGCUACCUACAAGACACUAAGAUACAUGGAAUUUGCUACAAGCCAAGUGCAAGGAUCGACUUUCGUGGCUAUUCGGACGCAAACUGGGCAGGCGACCUUACCGAUCGCAAGUCAACGUCUGGCUACGUUGUUAUGCUAUUAAGUGCUCCAGUGAGUUGGGCCAUCAAGAAGCAGUCAAGUGUGUCACUGUCUACAAGUGAAGCAGAGUGCAUUGCGCUAAGUCUGGCGAUUCAAGAAGGCAAAUGGAUCCACCGCUUACUAUGCGAGAUCAUGGUGGCUGCUAACGAGGACGGACCCGAGCUCAUUAUCCGCGAAGACAACCAGUCCUGCAUCAAAAUGACCAAGAAUCCGGUCAACCACGGCCGCGCCAAACACAUUGAUAUUGUGGCAAAGUCACUACUCAAAUUUUGUACGAGGAUCGGUGGCCACACCUUUAAAGCGCCGCUUACUGGUGGAAAAGGAGGCCAUGAGACUCGGCGAUCCAAUACGGAGGUGGAAGAUGAUCUUAACGGGAUCGGCGAACCGAUCCAACUGUCGUUAGACUAA
Messenger RNA from Peronospora matthiolae, 768 nucleotides. NCBI's taxonomy places the organism in Eukaryota, Oomycota, Peronosporomycetes, Peronosporales, Peronosporaceae. The record is from the annotation of a GenBank genome assembly.